CGCGUUUAAUCUACGCAGCGGUCAAUUUGUUGGGCUGCUAGCAACGAGGGGGACCUGGAGUACUGUCUGAAAGGGAACAAGGCGCGGUCGCCAGCCGCCAGCCGCCAGGGCGCAAGGGACAGAGAUGGUCGGAGAAAAAUCCUCCCUACGUGGAGGGGAUAACAGACUUAGAUACUGCCUGUUGAUUCACAGUGCUCGUCAGUAAUAAACGCGUCGUAUGGCGAACCGGAUCACAGAAAGACGCGCGUGCAGUGUCAGAGUUCUUAAGUUCAACGUAUGCCAUCAUCUUUCUCUCUUAUAUCUAGAAUUAAUGCCAACGUCGUUGAAAGAAGACGCUGUAACUUCGGCAGCUUAUUGAAUACAUACAAACGUUAUUGGAAAACUAAUUUACAUCAAGAAACUCUAAAGCGCGAAAGACUGACUAGAGACACGAAGGAGUGAGAGAAGGGAUUAACGAAAAGGCCGUACGCUCGAGUUCAGAGUGCACAUGCUGAAGAGAGGAGGAUCGGUGCACGCGGAGAUACAAGCGUCACUAUGAGGCCGUGGAUGAGCAAGUCGCUUAGCUUUGGAAUUUUAGGGCUCUUUCUGGUGGCCCUCGGCAACUCCCUCUGCUUCCUAUGGCCGACAAUUUUUGAUCAGAUUCUUCGAAAAGAAUUGGCGCUCUCACCGACUUCUAAGAGUUUCCAGGUAUGGAAGGACACCAGCAACAUAUCACCAAUAUUUAUGAAAAUAUAUUUAUUUAACUGGACUAAUCCGGAGGAAUUAAGGCUAAAGAAACCGCAAUUCACUCAAGUUGGGCCUUACUACUUUAAGGAAGUAAGGCAAAAGGACUACAUCAAGUUUAAUCAUGAGAACAACACUGUCAGCUAUAGGCAACGACGAUUAUGGUAUUUCGAUGAGAAGCAGAGCAAUGGGAGUCUUAGCGACAUCAUUACCAAUUUGGACGUCGUCAUUGCGUCAGGAGUGUACACAAUUCGAUACUGGGAUCUCGAGUGGCAGAAAUCACUGUCCUUCCUCUUGAGCAGUACCAGCCGACGGUAUUACACUAGUAAAACAGUAGGUGAACUGCUGUUUACAGGCUACAGCGACAGCCUGCUCACCAUGAGCAAAGUUAUGCCGGUGAAUGAUGCUCCGCCUUUCGAUCGUUUCGGCUGGUUUUACAUGAGGAACGGCAGCUACGACAUGGACGGGCACUUAAAUGUGGAAACGGGUGAGAAUGACAUCAGCCAGUUGGGAAUCUUGAGAAAGUGGAACUAUAGAGAUACGUUGAAAUUCUACAAGAGUCCUUGUAACGUUAUUGAAGGCAGCGCGGGAGAAUUUUGGCCACCCGGCAGAACGAAAGAUGAGAUUACUUUGUUCAGCGUAGACGUAUGCCGUCCAUUAAUCUACGAAUACGAGGGAACGGUUUCUCAUUUCGGCAUCGAGGGUUAUCGAUAUAUCAUCGAUAAGAAGACUCUCGGUAACAACACGAGACGACGUUAUCCUCACGAGCAGGCGAAAUUUUUCGAGCCGACCACCACAACCGAGGACUUCUUCGCAGCCGAGCAUUUGUCUGAGAUGGGAUUCAGCACGACCACCGAAAACGUGGCUUCCGACAACGGUCGCUCGUCCGAAAAGAGCUCGGACGAAUACUCGGACGACGAUCCGGAUGUCAUUAACUUGGGUCAUUGCUUCUGCGGUGGCGAGUGCACGCCGUUGGGUCUAAUAAACGUGUCCAUGUGCCGUUUCGGUGCGCCGGUCUUCGUAAGUCUACCUCAUUUCAACAAGGCUGAUCCUGUGCUUCUCGACCAAGUCGAGGGACUGCAGCCCAACGAGAAGGAUCACAGCUUCUCCAUCACCCUCGAACCCAUGACGGGAAUUCCUCUAGACGUAUCGGCUAGAUUCCAAAUUAAUGUUCUUAUGCAGCCAUCGGAGACUGUGUCGGUGUUUAACGAUGUGCCUAAGAUCUACAUGCCGAUAUUUUGGUUCGAGCUAAAGGUACAAGUUAACGAGGAGAUGGCAUCAAAUUUAAGCCUGUUACUAGCAUUUCCAAUCGUGAUGCUAAGUAUAGGCAUAAUUAUGAUAACUAUCGGAUUAUGCUUAAUCGGUAUCGUAACGUUCCUUUAUUUCAAGAAGAAACGACAUGUACCUCCAGCGGAUACCGCGUCGGAAAAAGCAGUAGACGAAUCGCCUGACAAGAAGACGGAAAUGGUGUACAUGGAUAAGACGAGUACCAAUGAAGACCCCAACGUCAGAGGCGAUCGCCGUUUGUACGCGAAACUCUACUGAAUGUCUCUCUACAGACAGAACUUCGUCUCUGGAAUAAAUGGUGUGAAGAAGUGUGCACACACAAUUGUGGAGCAAUUUUGAAACAUAAAAAGAUUGCGAAGACGUUAGUAAAGUAAAUUUUUGUGCGUCUCAGUUUUACUGUAACGGGUGGGCGCACUAAAAUUUCUAAAAUAUAUGUAUCUUAGUGAAAUAUGCACGUCGACAGAAUGUUUUAUGUGUGCAUGGUCGUAUGUAUAGAUUCACGUGAAAUUUUUCUAUAUGCACACAUAUGUUAAUGUAUGAUCUGCAAAAAUCUAAAUAACUGCAAAAAAACGCAAAAAAAAAACAAAAAAUAAAAACAAGGUUAUUUACGAUAAUAUCAAAUAUUAUCGUGCAUGUACAUACGGAUUAGCAUAUCGUAAACGGUAUUUUCUCAUGUAAAUGCAUUUACGCAAAAAAAUUAUAACUUCAAUCAAUGUGUUAAUAUGUUCAAUCAACAUUAAUAGGAAUCGGUAAUAAUAGAUUCCUAAUAAAUGUACAAAUGAUAUGUAAUUUUUUUUAUUCGUUUAAUUGAGAUGUAAAUCUUUCAGACAUAUGUGUAUAUAUGUCUUUAAUAUUUUGAGUGAAACGUCUUAAAGCAAAUAUGAAUAGAAUAAUUCUUCGAACAAAAAGAGAUCUCAAAGAGUACAGAAAGUGAAAGUGAUGUAAAUUUGACGUCAUAUUGACCAAUUUAUGUCAUUUUUUGGUCAAUAUGACGUCAAAUUGACAUCGUUUUGACUUUUCUGAUCUACUUGAGAUAUUACGCAUCGUAUAAGUCGCGUAUAUUUCUUCGCAAAAAGGAAAAACUGAAUAUUUUUUUUUUUUUUAGAUCUUAUUCGCAUUGCGAAUAAUAGACCACUCAUCGUGAUUGUUACAUUCCUACGUAAUAGAUUGAAUGAUAUUAUCGUGUUUAUAAAAUAUCAGUUUGGCAUGUUAAGACUGACGAAAUCGCGCGCGCGCCAAUUGUGUAGUGAAGUUUUUAGUUAUUUUCUUCUCUCGAUUCAAUAGACUAUUUCUAAACACAUACAAUUAAAAGACGAAAUUGCAAAUCAGAUUGCAAAUUUUGGUUUAAUUCGGCUGUUCUGCUAAUUUAUUGCAAUAUUGAGAAGCCGAAAUUGCCUCGAUCACGUACUGUAAAUAAGUUAUUCUGUAGACAAUUAUAAACUGUUGUAUACUAUCUGUGCCAAAAUAUACCAUUAACGCCGUGAUUGAAUGCAAACAAACGGAAAGAUGAAAGAAAAGGUACAAACAGAUUUACAAUGUUAAGCAUGCGGUAUUGCGAUAAAUCUGAAUUUAUGCUUUGCUCGAACAUAGUAAAAUGUGAAUUGUAUCUCUAUUAAAUUUAGAUUUUUAGAUAUUAAUAUUUAAGGCGCACGAUCUACACAAUAUAUACAACGAAUUACGUCAAUAUUUAAGUAUAUAGAUGUACAAAAAAAAAAUAUAUAUAUAUAUAUAAUACAUAAUAUAUAUAUAUAUAUUAUUGUAGAUGUAAUGUGCAUAAUACGCUAUUCUUGUACCGCAGAAUAUCGGUGAUGUGUUUUGAUAUAAUUGUUAUCGUGCGGAUUCGCUAUUCUAUUUAGAUAGGUAUUUUAGACGUUGUGGUGCAACGCAACCCAGACAGCACGCAUGUCCAAAAGCUUUGAGACGUCUUAUGUCCCGAUUUUGGACAUGGUGCUGUCUGGGAAUUUUUCGAGAUAAUGUUAUUCGAGAUUACGGCUUCCUCAUAUGAAGCACAGAUAUAGUGGAAUGAAUGUAAAUGUAGUCUCGUCUGUAAAAUUAGUAGAAUCCACCGAAUAUGUUAUAUAUUGUUAGCAAUUUUUAUAACUGUUACCAUUGCGCAACAUAAACCGCAGUCCAAAAUUACGUAUGUUAUUAUAAUUGUUCUUCCUGCGAUGCAAAAUAAGUUAUAUGACAAAAUUUGUGAUAUACUCGAAGUUACCUUAUUUUGUAUUUGUACAAACAAAAACAGCCGUUUAUAAGUGCCAAUUAUGUUUAGGCUAAGCAUUAUAUGUAUCCAACCUAAGACUCGACACAUUCGAUGUUCUCAAUAUUAAUGUAACUUUAAACAAAUGCAGUCAUGUGGAAUGUGAAAGUAUAUUGUAUAUAUGUUUCAUGUCCAAAUAUAUCGGCCGUGUUUCACACACUAGGCAAUUUUAUAUUGUA
Temnothorax curvispinosus is the source of this 4449-nucleotide messenger RNA. RefSeq names its product protein croquemort-like. Gene Ontology annotation, cellular component: membrane; cytoplasm. The record is from RefSeq and is a predicted model, not a curated record. NCBI's taxonomy places the organism in Eukaryota, Metazoa, Arthropoda, Insecta, Hymenoptera, Formicidae. The coding region runs from base 535 to 2268 and encodes 577 amino acids. The transcript has 11 exons. Gene Ontology annotation, molecular function: scavenger receptor activity.